Molecule: messenger RNA, 576 nt
Organism: Protopolystoma xenopodis
Lineage: Eukaryota; Metazoa; Platyhelminthes; Monogenea; Polystomatidea; Polystomatidae
Source: the annotation of a GenBank genome assembly
AAUCUCUCAGCAUUCAGUAGUGGUGUUGACAAUGGAGAUCAGGGACAUGCCAGUCAUAUUCAUGUGGCCCAAACUUCAGCUACUGUGACUUCUGCUAAUCCAGCUAAUAUUUUGUUGCAAGAUCGUGGUCUCCAUCAAUAUCAGCCUAUUUCUCAGUCAAGAGAACAGUCAACUUCAGGCAGUUUAAAAAUGCAGAUGUCUUGCAACAGCUUAAAGGUGUCUUCGAAUAGAUAUUCAGGAUCUGGAGGCUCAUGGAUCUUGGGAACCCCAUUGGAUAAGCAGACCCUCCCUUGCAGAAGAAAUUAUUUUGAGGGAGAAGGAACUGCUGAAAUUAGCGUCGAUACAAGCCAAUUGUCAGGUAAUGUCAAGUUUAGCAACGAGGAAGAGACCGAUGAAGAGACUGCUGGAGCUGCAACGUCACCAAAAAUACACCAUCAGCACAAACAUCAGCAGUAUCAGGUUCAGCCGAAUCAGCACCAUCAGCAAGUGACCGAACAGUUAAUUGCCGAGGCUAAGAAGGCCUUGUUCCUGCAGGCAAAACUUUGCGAUCAUACGUGUAUGUUUAAAAAUAUUUGA